This is a messenger RNA of Truncatella angustata, 897 nucleotides long. RefSeq names its product anticodon-binding protein. Lineage: Eukaryota; Fungi; Ascomycota; Sordariomycetes; Amphisphaeriales; Sporocadaceae. The coding region runs from base 1 to 897 and encodes 298 amino acids. Gene Ontology annotation, cellular component: small-subunit processome; Mpp10 complex; nucleolus. Gene Ontology annotation, biological process: rRNA processing. The record is from RefSeq and is a predicted model, not a curated record. Gene Ontology annotation, molecular function: snoRNA binding; rRNA primary transcript binding. The transcript has 7 exons.
AUGAUUCGCAAACAAGCAAGACAGAGGCGCGACUACCUCUAUAGACGAGCCCUCACCCUACGAGACGCUGAGAUCAGCGAGAAGAGGUCGAAGCUGCGAGCCUCGCUCGCCUCCGGAAAGCCAUUGGACGCCAGCAUUGCGAACGACAAGACCCUGCGGAAGGACUAUGCCUACGACGAGUCGCGCGAGGAUAGGACUGUCACAGAAUCCCUGGACUUGGAUGACGAGUACUCCAAUCUCUCUGGAAUCCAAGAUCCCCGCAUCCUCGUUACAACGAGUAGAGAUCCAUCAGCCAGGCUCGGUGCUUUCGCCAAGGAGAUCCGGCUCUUGCUUCCAACUGCGGUCCGCUUAAACCGAGGCAACCUGAUCCUGCCCGAUCUUGUGAGAUCCGUUCAGGCUGCUGGACUGACAGAUACGAUUCUGCUUCACGAACACAGAGGUGUCCCUACCGCCCUUACCCUCAGUCACAUGCCUCAUGGACCGACCAUCAGUUUUUCUCUUCAUAAUGUAGUCUUGAGACAUGAUAUUCCCAAUUCAAUCCGAGGCACCGUCUCUGAGGCAUACCCGCACUUGAUCUUUGAAGGGUUCAAGUCGAAUCUUGGGCAGAGAGUUGUCAAGAUUUUGAAGCAUGUGUUCCCCCCUCGGGAUCCUCUCACAAGCAAGAACAAGAUCGGCUCAAGAAUUGUGACCUUCGUCAACAACGAUGAUACGAUAGAGGUCCGGCACCACGUUUUUGUUCGGACAGGGCAUGACAGCGUUGAGUUGUCUGAGGUCGGACCACGAAUGUCAAUGAGGGUAUUCGAGAUCAGAAGCGGAACUCUCGAAAACAAGGACGGCGACGUUGAAUGGCACUUGACUCAGUACACCAGGACUGGCCGUAAGAAGGAGUAUCUUUGA